ACAUGUUCAGUGUCACAGUACCUACUUAUAUUCGCGCAUCUUUUUGCAGGAUAUAUUGAACCUAAUUAGUAAAUACCUAAAUAUGAAAACAUGGAGAACGACGUGACAAACUAUUCAGUGAUAGGACGGAUUGGUGAAGGCGCUCAUGGUCUUGUAUUCAAAGCACGGCAUUUAUCUACAGGUCGUGAAGUUGCCUUGAAAAAAAUUCUGAUCAAAAACCUCGAAGAUGGAAUACCAGUGAAUGUUAUGAGGGAAAUCAAAGCUUUACAGCUUCUAAGAUGUAAAUACAUAAUAAAACUUUACGAUAUGUUCCCCCGAGGUAUGAGCUUGGUUUUGGUAUUGGAAUACAUGUGUUCAGGAUUAUGGGAGAUGCUGCAUCACAACCAGCAAGAGCUGACACUUCCAAGAGUCAAAACGUAUGUCCAGAUGUUGCUUAAAGGAACGCGUUAUAUGCAUGCCCAUUACAUUAUGCACAGGGAUUUGAAACCUGCAAAUCUGUUGAUAAAUCACGAGGGCAUUCUGAAAAUAGCAGAUUUAGGUCUUGCGCGUCUCUAUUGGCCUGAUGGUGGUAGACCAUACUCGCAUCAAGUAGCAACAAGAUGGUAUCGAGCACCAGAACUUCUCUACGGAGCUAGAUUCUACACAGAAAAAGUGGACCUCUGGGCUGUCGGGUGCAUUAUUGCAGAAUUAAUUACAAAACAACCAUUAUUUGCAGGCGAAUCCGACAUAGAACAAUUGGCAAUAGUUCUGCAGCACUUGGGUACACCCACCGAGGAAACAUGGCCGGCGCACUCUGAAUUACCUGACUUCCACAAGAUAACAUUUCCUGAAUCCUUCCCAACGCCAUGGCCUGAUUUGUUGCCAGGCGUAGAACCAGAUGCUGUGCAACUUGUUAAAUCUUUCGUACUCUACGACGCUAAUAAGAGAAUUUCGGCGAAAGAGGCCAUAAGACAUCCUUGGUUUCAAAAUCGACCACUGCCAGCAACAAUUGAAGAAAUGCCAAAACCUGGUGCCAUUAAAUCAAAAUAAUACUCCUUUUUUUCUACAUUUAGUUAAGUACUAUUAUAGUACUGUCUAUGACAAUGAACCAUCUAACUAACCCUAUCCAGCAAAAAACGAAUCAUGAAAUCGGGCAC
This is a messenger RNA of Achroia grisella, 1136 nucleotides long. Its product is annotated as cyclin-dependent kinase 20. The transcript is spliced from 6 exons. NCBI's taxonomy places the organism in Eukaryota, Metazoa, Arthropoda, Insecta, Lepidoptera, Pyralidae. Gene Ontology annotation, cellular component: nucleus. Gene Ontology annotation, biological process: protein phosphorylation. The record is from RefSeq and is a predicted model, not a curated record. Bases 91 to 1029 code for a protein of 312 amino acids. Gene Ontology annotation, molecular function: cyclin-dependent protein serine/threonine kinase activity; ATP binding.